GAAUUGGCAAUAGUCAAACUUUAGUUCGUUCUAGACUACCAGACUAAAACAGCCCUUGUCCGUUGAUUGUUUACAAAAUUCCAAAUUGUAUUGAUCUUUUAAUUCGUUCGAAAUGGCCAUGGGUCUUCGAUAUUUUGUCCACCGAUCGCUGAUCAACAAACUGCCAUAUAAGUGUUUAGUUUCGACAGCGCGCAACAUGAGCAAACAAACUGACAAAUGCAAGAAUAAUGCUGAAAAGAAGCCAAAGUGCAGCGAGCCAUUCAAAUUUGUGCCCGAAUAUUUCAAGACACCCAAGAAAUGUAAAACGGAUGAGGAGUUGACCGACGAGCGAUCCCUAGGCGUCUAUCUGCGCUGCAAGCCGCCCUACAAUCCCAUAGUCGAAUGCAUGCCCUCCUGCUUCGGCGUCUCACGCUUCGAUCGUGCGCUCUACAGGCCCAGCAAGAGUCUCGAUCGCAAGUACCAGCAGUGCUGGGUGGAGUGCGUCCAAGAGAAGCUGCCCAAGCGCAGCUGCCCCAUAGUCAAGCCGCCCAUAGUCAAGCGCAAGCCCAAGAAGAGCUGCGCCAAGAAGCCGCGGCCUAUAUGCAAGACAAUCCGCCCCAUGAAGUGCACGCCGCUCAAGGAGGUGACCAUGGGCAAGGAGAUCCACUGCAUCAAGUUUCCACUGUGCGAAUGCAAAGCUGUGGGCGCCAACACUCGCUGCCGCAUUAGACCCAAAACAGCGCCCACUUGCAAGCGCCCCAUGACGCGCUAUCCAAGUUUCUCGGAGUGCCGCAAGGAUUCGCUCCCCAAGCCACCGAUCACCGAGUGCGUUUGCCUCAAGACGGUGCCGCUCUGCGAAUUGUGGCGCAUGUUUAGAGCGCGAAAUCGCCAUUAGUCCCAAUGCUCCAAAAUUUAUUUUGUUCUUAACCUGAUUAAAGCAAUGAAAGCUUAACUAUAACUAUUUUUGUAUUCAAUUGCAGCAAUCCAAUCAUUGAAUGCAAACAAUAAAGUAAAUU
Drosophila busckii is the source of this 995-nucleotide messenger RNA. RefSeq lists its product as uncharacterized. The coding region runs from base 113 to 874 and encodes 253 amino acids. The transcript has a single exon. Lineage: Eukaryota; Metazoa; Arthropoda; Insecta; Diptera; Drosophilidae. The record is from RefSeq and is a predicted model, not a curated record.